Molecule: messenger RNA, 4606 nt
Organism: Phlebotomus papatasi
Lineage: Eukaryota; Metazoa; Arthropoda; Insecta; Diptera; Psychodidae
Gene: Adcy2
Product: adenylate cyclase type 2
Exons: 16
Coding region: 714-4154 (1146 amino acids)
Biological process (GO): adenylate cyclase-activating G protein-coupled receptor signaling pathway; intracellular signal transduction; adenylate cyclase-inhibiting G protein-coupled receptor signaling pathway
Cellular component (GO): plasma membrane
Molecular function (GO): adenylate cyclase activity
Source: RefSeq, a predicted model, not a curated record
UCAGCCAGUUUGUCGGUGGAAAACGAACAUACCGGAUGCUCUCUGGUACUGGCCAAGUGUUCUAAGAUUGGAGUUCUUCUCAUGCCAAGAGGCACGCGUCUUUUAUCACCUCCAAUUCCGUGCCAGAUGCGACUGUGAAUUACUUUUUUGUGCUGGAUAUAGUGAGGAUUAGAGAGUAAUAGAGUGUCCAUAGUGACGUUUUUGUGACCUCGAAGUGACUGGGUGAAAGUGUCUCAAGGGGAUUUUAAGUGCAACGAGCAGAUUUGAUGGCAUGUGUAUGAUGUUAAAUUAACUCGUGCCACUUGAGAUCAUCCCGCACUGAAAGUGGAUCUCUAUAUCUCAUCAUAACCCAUAUUGAUAGAGAUAUUGAAUAUUGCUCCUUUUCACCCUUAAAAACUCUUCCAACUCUCCCAUUUUUUUCUAAAUGGAAUUGCAAUUUAUCAGAAAAAAAAACUACAUUUCCAUAUGAUGGACAUUUUCUAUUUUAGAAACAUGGAAGUGAAAAGUGUUUUAAAUAAAUAAUCCUGUGUUGAUUGUCAGUGAAAAUGGAUUUGAGGCUAUAAUGAAUGGAAAACAAUUUUUGUGAGUGUCGUCACUGGGACGUAUCAGAAAAAAAUCAUAUAGUAUAUGAAAGUGUUGAUGGAUUUUUCGGUGUAGAAUACACCUGAGUGUUUAUUAAAAUUACAUAGCGAAAUAGCUACAAUUUGAAGAAAAUGUCCGACACUUUCAGGGAGGAGGACGAAACAUCGGACGUCGUAUCCGGUGAGAAUUCCCAACUCGAUGAUCUCUACACAAGGUACCGACAGCGACUCCGGAAGAGUCUGUUCGUAUCCGGAUUGGGAAUUGCUCUCAUCACCUGCACAGUUUCACUCAUUUUCUGCGGCCUCGGGGUUCAGCGUUUGUUGGAUUUAAUACUGCUGCCCAUUGUAUGUCUUGUACUCCUGAGUGUCCUGGUGGCCUUGCAAUUUCCUGCAGUGCUGAAUUCACCUCUGGCUGCUCUCGGAUUUGCCAUCCUGGCCACUGUUUGUUUAGGAGCUGCCGCUACAUUUGUUGGUGGUCAUGUAGCUCCACUGCCCCUGUUCGCCCUCAUUCUGGGUGUUCAUACGAUGUUGCCGGUGUCUUGGCCAUGUUCAGUCGUUCUGGCUGUUAUCCUUUCACUUGUACAUUUGGCCUACAGGAUAGGAACAAAUUUCCAGGAAUUUCCACCACUAUUCCUCCAACAGCUCUGCGGGGAAGCCAUCCUCCUGGCAACUGCAAGUGUCUCCGGUCUCUACUACCGCAUAAUGUCGGAUGCAGCCCAUAAUCGGACCGUUGAUGGCACAAGAACAGGAAUCGAACAGCGGGUGAAAUUGGAGUGUGAACGCGAACAGCAGGAGCAAUUGCUCCUCAGUGUCAUUCCAGCUUAUAUUGCUGCAGAGGUGAAACGGAGCAUAAUGCUGAAAAUGGCCGAUGCGUGCCAUCAUCAAGCUGGUGGAGGGCAAACCACUCGUUUUCACGAACUCUACGUGCAGCGGCAUAACAAUGUGUCCAUUCUCUAUGCCGAUAUCGUGAAUUUUACCCCUCUAUCGGAGCAGCUCACGGCCAGUGACCUCGUGAAGACACUCAAUGAACUGUUUGGGCGUUUCGACCAAAUUGCCCAGGAGAAUCAAUGCUUGAGGAUUAAGAUUCUAGGCGAUUGCUACUACUGCGUAUCUGGAUUGCCGGUAUCACGACCUCAGCAUGCAGCCAAUUGCGUUAACAUGGGUCUGGCAAUGAUUGAUGCCAUCAGAUUUGUGCGGGAGGCUACGGGUUUCAAUGUUGACAUGAGAAUAGGAGUUCAUACUGGUAAUGUCCUCUGUGGUGUCCUGGGCCUUCGGAAGUGGCAAUUCGAUGUGUGGAGCGACGAUGUAACACUGGCCAAUCAUAUGGAAAGUGGUGGAGUUGCUGGACGUGUUCACAUCACCAAAGCAACGCUGGAUCAUCUAGAUGAUAAGUUUGAGGUUGAACCAGGGAAUGGAGCUUCCCGAGAGGCAUACUUGGCUGAUCACAAAGUUGAAACUUUUCUCAUAGUACCACCAAAGAAAUCCACCACGGAUUUAUCAAAGGUGACACCCAAUAGUUCCCCGAAGCCACCUGACUCCCUACCCAUAAGCAAAGUGUCAAUUAUGGAGCCAGAAGACAAUUCCAGUGACACAAAGACACCUUCAACCACUGACUGUGACUCCAAAGACGAACUGAAAAUUGCCACAGUAACACUUCAGAUAACACCGACAAUCACAGAGGAGGAUGGGGAUAAUGCUGCUGAUGACAAGGAUGUUAACAAGAAGUCCUGCUUGUCACUACCUGUGGAACCAAUGAACGGUAUAACUCCACCUGCUGUGCACGAUCGACGAAAACUUUCCGUACAGGGCUUGAUGGGCUUUGGGGAGAGAAGACGAUCCUCUGGAGCUUUUCUCACAGAUCUCACGCGCAAAAUGUCCAUAUCAAAUGGUGAUGGAUUUGCAACCCCUGGAGGACCUCCUUUGCGGUCCAGGCCAUCGUCCAAGAUGACCAAGUACGUAGAGUGCUGGGGUGCAGAUAAACCCUUUGCCAACAUUACAGACUCCACAAUGGCAAAGAAUAUAGGCCUAGCUAGUAUAGCUAUGAUAGAAUCGAAUUUACUCCCACCGGAAACCGAAUGCAGUGACUGUGGUUGCUUCGGACCGCCUAAGGAACUGAAGCCCAUUACAAUGUGGUACAGGAACAAACCACGUGAGGCAUUGUAUCGUCAACAGCCAGAUCCACACUUUAGAUAUGAUUUAAUAUGUGCAUUUACUAUGUUCCUUUCAAUUGCCGUGAUCCAGCUUAUUAUUAUUAGAAGCAAUGUUGCACUUUUAGGAUCAUUAGGUGCUUGUGCAAUUUCACUUGGCAUUUUCUUGUACCUCAGCCACUCUCAAUUUGGUGAGAGUUCAUCUCCAGGAUCUCAUGGUCCUGGUCAAGUGAUAGCAAACAGUCGUCCUCUGAGGAUGGCCAUAUUCUUUAUAACUAUUGCUUUAAUAGCUGCUUUUGCUGUUUUUAGUGUGAUAAAUUUUGAAGAUGAAUACCCUGUGAAUACCAUAUUAAAUAUGACUGAAAUCCCACCGAUGAUGGAUGCUAUGGCCGUUGAAGCAGCUCCAACGUACAUUUUCUGUUGUGCUUUGAGUCUUUCGGCGAUUUCUGCUUUCCUAAGAGCCGGAUUUGUCCUCAAGUUCGCCUCAAUGAUCCUAUCUAUCAGUCUACAGGGGGUUGUGUUGUACUUUAGUGACCUGUUCCAGCGCUACGAUGCCUAUACUCUGCAAACUUGGCCCCUGGUUAUUCAAGGAGUCCUAUUUCUCCUCCUAAUUGCCUCUGUGUUGCAUACCCUGGAUCGCCAGGGUGAAUUUGUGGCCCGAACGGAUUUUCUCUGGAAGGCCAAGCUGAAAAUCGAACAGGAGGAAGUGGAGACCAUGAGGGGUAUCAACAAAAUCCUUCUUGAGAAUAUCCUCCCCGCCCAUGUGGCAUCACACUUCCUACGGAAGGAUCGCUCAGAUGACCUCUAUCAUGAGAGCUAUUCCUGCGUAGCUGUUAUGUUUGCCUCCAUUCCCAACUACAAGGAAUUCUAUGAUGAGUCUGACGUCAAUAAGCAAGGUCUCGAGUGCCUAAGGCUGCUCAAUGAGAUCAUCUGUGACUUUGACAAACUCCUUCUCAAACCAAAGUACAGUGGCAUCGAGAAGAUAAAGACAAUAGGAAGUACGUAUAUGAUUGCAUCGGGACUGAGACCCGGCAAGGAAGAAGGUGCAACGGAUGAAAAGCGAACUGAGGAGCACAAUGUGGUGACUCUGGUGGACUUUGCCAUAUCCCUGAUGUCGGCUCUGGAUCAAAUCAAUCGGGAGUCAUUUCAACGCUUCAGACUGAGGAUUGGCCUCAACCAUGGACCCGUGAUUGCGGGUGUUAUUGGGGCCCAGAAGCCCCAAUACGACAUUUGGAGCAACACUGUGAAUGUAGCAUCGAGAAUGGACUCAUGUGGGAUUAUGGGACGUCUUCAGACGACAGAGCAUACAGCUAAGGUCCUCAUGACGGCAGGAUAUGCCUGUGAUUGUCGUGGUCCAACCUAUGUGAAGGGAAAAGGCACCCUAACCACGUACUUCGUGAAGACACCAUACGACGAAAAGAUUUAAGCACAGACAAUCCCUCCCUCAUCCCAAUUUUCUCCUCAGCAAAUCCCUCCCGGCAGAGAAUCAACAAAUCAUGAGCUUUCUGUAUCCCAAAACCUCACCCAUUGUCAUUCCCCACGCACUGGAGGAGAUUACGACUUUCCAUCACAGCCCAUGGAAUGUUUCCUUAAGGAUCAAGGCAGUUUAUGUCGCCGAAUAACCAUCCUCUGCCCUCUUGUUUGGUGUUAUGCACUUGACGCUAUGGAAAGGACUAAGACACCGAGCAAACAUUAGAGAUUUUUUGCCAAAGGCUAAUCAUAUGAUCAAUUAUUGACGUAUCACAUUAGGAUGUUUAGUGUAAUUGAGCGAAGGUUAAACCUUCAAAAUUGGUGUAAAACAACCUGAGAGGAUGGGAAGGAUGCAAGAAUUUUUUUUUUUUUGGAGAAUGAAAUAAAAGUUAUAUUAGAUGGAUAAAA